AUGAGCCAUUUAACUUUGAAACCAGGUGGUCUUUUAGACGACCAAAACCGGUACUGGUACCAAAGGUUUCCGAUUGAUCACCUGGAACAUUACAAGAGGAUGUUUCCAGGACUCCCAUUCGACUUUGUGAGCUAUCUGAGCUUGAAUAAUGGUUGGAAGUAUUUCCCUCGAGGCUUUAAUAAUUACAAUCCCCCACAAUCAGCUAACGCCAUAUUCGCAAAUUUCAAGCAGGUAUUAUCAGUCUACUCGGUACUGUCUUCUCCUUGAAGCUAACUCAUAUAUUUCAGCUAGCAACCAUUAAAGGGAAUAUUGAUGUGCUUCUCACCGUUCAAAUCAGAGCUGUUUCACUGGCUGACCAUCUGAGCAAAAAAGCGCGUUUACGAUUUGAAUAGACAGCUAAAGGGGAUCUUUCGUACCUAUGCUACUGAGGCACGUGGAAAAUAUGGUAUACCACUUAUCAUUACUGAGAUCUGUCAAACCCGAGCCAUGCUGACUGACAUCUCUUCUCGCCUUCCUCAGACACUGUUUUAGAUAUUAUAGCCAAAAUCGGUGCGGAAAUUUCGGAUGAUGCGCCCCUGAACGCCUCAGAUCUUGAAACCCUUCGUGGAAUUGUUCAAGCACGUAGUGAUCUUAGUACCAGCAUGAAAACCAUCGUUUCUGCCAUUAUCAACUUGCUUCACGGAAUCAAGAAUGAUUUAGAAACAGCCAUAAAUAAUAUCAACGCGGACCUUUUGGCAUUGAACAAGGUACUUGUGUUUAGUCCUGCUGAGCAGGAUAAGAUUGAUGAAGGUCCAACACCCGAUAACAUCUGGGGAUUUGGCGAAAAAUUCGCCCUAGUAGAUACAUACUUCGUCGUAAGUGGAUUCUCUCUACAUUUGUUUGAUCGCGAAAUACUAAAGUUUUCCAAGAUUAAUGUAAAUGACGCCGUCACAAGAGCUCAAGAUGCAAUCACCUUCGACAUAUCCCCCGCAAUCACUAUGAUGGAAACAGAAUUUAGUAAGUCGUCCCAAUAUACUUCCGAGCAACGGCCCAGAAUUUCAGUGCUUACAAGUAAUUAGGCAACUGGGAUGCUAUCAGCCAUGAUUUGGCUACUGUUCUACAGGAUGUCGAAAAUGAAAAAAACGACAAAAUUGCGGAGUUAGAAUUGCUGGACAAUGAUGCCAUCCUUGAAGCGUGGCAAAAUCUUGGUGAUAUAGGUAUGUCCAGCGUCGGCACCAUCGUGCAUUGGUCAACCAGCUAUCCGUACUAAUGUUGUACUGUGAAUAUAGUCGUUCAAGACUCCGAGCUUGAUUAUUAGUAUGGGGUGAACGUAGGAUAAAAUCGGGGUUAAAACUUCAGUUUCUUAUUGGGUCUUCAUCGGAUUCAAUUGCUUCAUUCACUACUUGUUAAGCUGGACAGUUAUGCACUUUAAACUGAAGCAGAUAAAUUGAAUCCCUCUAAAUGCUUAGUGAUUCUAGAACUUGAGUUUAUUCGAAAUUAUGUAUAUGGUAUAGCCAUUUUAUACUACUCAUCAAACCUUGCUUUUGUUUUGGAUCGAACGUUUCGGAGUGGCGUUCACGUGUGGAUCA
Sclerotinia trifoliorum is the source of this 1568-nucleotide messenger RNA. NCBI's taxonomy places the organism in Eukaryota, Fungi, Ascomycota, Leotiomycetes, Helotiales, Sclerotiniaceae. The record is from the annotation of a GenBank genome assembly.